AUGCCAAUCAACGUGAAGAUAUCCCUAUGCAAGAUCACCAGAGCCAGCAAGCUAUUUCAACGUAAUUACUAUCUCCCAUUAUUAAAACCUUUAUCGCCCAAAGAUGCACUUAGAAGGAAGAUCAUCACGGGACAGAACGUUUUGGGAAACAGAAUCGAACAUUACAUCCCCGUACUCAAACCCCAAGAAGAAAAAACAGCUGAAAAGAAACGCAGAGGCAAAGGAGUGCCAGUAGUGAAGAAACGCGUUAAGAGGCACGAAAAUGAAAAAUACGUCGAACCGUUCUUCGAUGAAAACAUGGAGAACCACAACAUGCUUCAAAAUAUCCUACGACGCAAAUCCAAAGGCAAAGGAUAUCACUACAUCUACGAAGUCCCCGAUAAGAAAUGCACCCUAGUCGUAGAUUCCCAGAUGGAAAGAGCCUUAAAAGAUCGCGACGUCGUAGACAUAAUCAUGGCACAACGUAGCGAAAAAAUAGUCGCCAAGCUAUCAAAUGGUACUAGAAUCACCCUACCUCUAGCCCCUUUUAACGAACGUGCUCCUCUUUAUCGAGGAUCCGGUUGGACAAAAGAAUUCAUCGAACAAGAACAUCACCACGGCAAAGAAACCAUGUCCAUAGCGAAACUAUUCGAAGCAAAAGAAUCCGGAGUGGAAGAUUGGGAAUUAGAAAUGAUGCGCUUGGCCAACAAACGCAAGAAGAAGCACAAAGGCGAAGACAAUGUCGACUGGAAGCAAAUGCUGCAAGGAUGCGUGGAAGAGAUGGAUUGGGAAAAGUUCGAAGAAGAUACGAAACAGAUAGUCAACGAACAAGAAGAAGUAGUCGAAGAGGAGGAUAUACCGAUGGAAGUUAACGAUAUGGACAAGACUACUGACGUUGCUGAGAAGCUGAAACUCGGAGGGUCUGUGGUGCUCGAUCAACUACCCACGAUGCUAGAAAUACCCGAAGUUAUAAAGAAUUUGGAAACGGGGGAUAUGUGCGAACUUCUAAACGUAUCUGGAGCUAAAAUAACCUUACCCAGCAAUAACAAGCAAUGCUUCGUCGUUGGACAAAUGGUAAAAACCGAUGAGAACGAAGUUUUCGUGCCCGGCCAAACCAUCGUCAGCGAAGACGGCACUUCAGAUUACACCCCUGGUAUCACUAUAAACGAAGACGAUGAACCUACGCUGAUUCCCGGCCUGGUAAUGGGAGAGGAGGAAUCUUCAGCGAUGUUCCUGCCAGGAGAAUCGACUAUAACGGAUCAGGGUCAGUUGAAAUUCGAAUCCACGCCCGAAGACCGCACCAGAAAAUGGCGAGAACUGUCCCCCAGUCCCCCUCCACCUCCCAAACCUAAGCCAAGAGUGGAACAAGAGGUAGUAAUCCGUCGACGUGUCAUCGAGGAGCCCAGUGAACCGCUAAUUAAAGAACGCUCCAAAAGAAAGCCUCAAGUAGUAGUUGCCGAGAAAAGACCGACACCACCACCUAGAGAAGUUUAUGUACCGAGAGACCCAAUGGGGGAUUCUUUGAAAUUGCUAGAGGAACAAAGACGAAAGCGGGAAGAGGAAGAACGUAAAAGAAUGAAGGAUAGAUUGGAGGAGAAGAUAUUGAAAGAAGAAUCGAAGGUUGAUAAACUGCGAUUAGAGAUGCGUAAAAAGUUUAAGAACAUGAAAUUCGAGAAGCCUCAAGCGUACGUUCCUGUGGAGCCAGUAAAGAAGAGUCAAAAAUUGGAGGAGCUAGAAAUGAGUAUAAAAAAGGGGACAUUUUUCGAUGACGAUAAAACCAAGGAUAUUCUAGAGAGGGCUAAGAGCGCUACAAGAUUGUUGAAAUAUCAAACAGUUCUGAAUUCAUAUGGAAACGACUUUGGACGUCGAUUCUAA
Molecule: messenger RNA, 1854 nt
Organism: Psylliodes chrysocephalus
Lineage: Eukaryota; Metazoa; Arthropoda; Insecta; Coleoptera; Chrysomelidae
Source: the annotation of a GenBank genome assembly